Caenorhabditis bovis is the source of this 1293-nucleotide messenger RNA. Lineage: Eukaryota; Metazoa; Nematoda; Chromadorea; Rhabditida; Rhabditidae. The record is from the annotation of a GenBank genome assembly.
AUGGUGGUAAUCGACAACGGUGACGAGUUGGGCCGAAAAAAUGGGGCGAGCAAAAAAGCGACGAGGACGACGACGACGACGACGCCGUCGCCGAUUCUGUGCCUCAUGAAUUGGCACGACGAGAAUUGCCGAAAAUUCAAAUCGUUCAACGUGCCGCGAUUCGCGUCCAAUUAUGAAAUGCAAAAAUCGCGAAAAUCGCGUGUCGACGAUGGCUCGAAUGAAAACCCAACAAGUGGAUUCAUCUCGCCAAUCAUUCCCACAUUGGAGACAACAACGCUAAUUAGUACAGCAGCGGUUCGACGAUUCACGACGAGUAUGCCUAAGACCACAACGACAUUACCCGUGUUCUUUUUGUCGCAAAUCGAGACCGAUGAGGGAUCCGGCGAUGAUUUGUUUGUUGAUGACGCGUUGGGCAUCACGCCGGCGACAAAACCGACGACGAUCGCAUCGACGACAAAAAUUGCCAAACUAACACGCACGACGAUGACGACGACGACGACUACUAAUAAACCAUUGGCGACGACGCGCGUCUCGACGGUCUUGCCGAGACCGUACGAGAGCGUUCUCGAGGCCGCCGAACAGAAUCCCGAUUAUCUAGGCGCGAGCAUUUGGAAUCAGAUCGACGCACUACCGGAGCCGAUGGUGACGGGUCCCGCGUGGCGAACCAACAAAUCGACGACGAGGUCGUCGUUGUCGUCAUCGUCGUCGGCGACGACGACGACGAAAUCGAAGACGAGCGCCUCGUCGGCACGCCGACAAUUUUACGACAGCACACCGGCUAGCCGAGAGCUGAACGCGCUGAUCGCCAGCAGCAUCGCGACGCCUGUCAACGUUCGGCCGAAAGCGACCAACUCGUAUUCGGUGUAUCCGGUUCGACCGACGACUCCUAUGGGAGAGACGAUCACGACGACGAUGCAGACGGCCGCUGUUUCCGAUUUUCCGCGAACCCCGCUGAUCAUGUGCUCGAGUCUGGCGGUGAUUGUCGCCAUCGCCGCCGUCGUGUUCUUCGUGUUCAAAUGCCGCCAAAAUCCGCCGAGCGGUGAUCAUUACACAAUUGCGAUGAAGACGCAAUCGGGUUAUACGGCGAUUGCGCCCGAACUCUCGCCGCCGAUGAAUCACGAUCGAAACAACGAAUCGUGCACACAACCGCUUUUGCAGAAGCCACAGAUCAAUGGAAAUGGCUACGAGCCGUUGAAAGGCUCGGUGAUACCGAAUGGAGGCGCGUCGGCAACGCUGCCACGAAAUGGUAAUGGUGUCGCCAAAAAGAAAGACUUCAAGGAAUGGUAUGUAUGA